CGUGCCGGGAGUUGUAGUCCGCGCCCGCCUGCGGCGGCUCUGCGUAUCAUGGCGGGCUGCGCCGCGCUACCGCACUCUUCCGCUGGGCCCCAGAAAGUUUCGCUUCUGCCAAACAGUGGACCCACGAGCGCGUGUCACCAUGGAGUCUGACCUCUGCUGAGCGGACCCAGGCGGGAGGCGCACAGCCGAGAGAGGCGGCCCGCAGCCAGUGGCCAUGGCCUCCCCCAUCGCAGAGAGCCAGCUGCAGAGAAUCAUCCGCGAUUUGCAAGAUGCCGUGACAGAGCUAAGCAAAGAGUUUAAGGAAGCAGGGGAGCCCAUCACGGAUGACAGCACCAGCUUACACAAGUUUUCUUAUAAACUCGAGUAUCUCCUUCAAUUCGAUCAGAAGGAGAAGGCCACCCUUCUGGGCAACAGGAAGGACUACUGGGAUUACUUCUGUGCCUGCCUGGCCAAGGUGAAAGGAGCCAAUGACGGGAUCCGAUUCGUCAAGUCGAUUCCGGAGCUCCGGACAUCUCUGGGAAGAGGAAGGGCGUUCGUUCGCUACUCCCUGGUGCACCAGCGGUUGGCAGAUACCUUACAGCAGUGCUUCAUGAACACCAAAGUGACCAGUGACUGGUAUUAUGCACGGAGCCCCUUUCUGAAACCGAAGCUGAGCUCCGACAUCGUGGGCCAGCUCUACGAGCUGACUGACGUUCAGUUUGACCUGGCAUCCAGGGGCUACGAUUUGGACGCCGCCUGGCCGACGUUUGCCAGGAGGACGCUGGCCGCUGGCUCCUCUGCCUACCUGUGGAGACCCCCCAGCCGAAGCUCCAGCAUGAGCAGCGUGGUGAGCAACUACCUGCAGACUCAGGAGACGGCCUCCAGCUUUGACCUGAGCGGCCCCUUACACAGCGAGGCGCUGGAGGGCUUCGACGAGAUGCGCCUGGAGCUGGACCAGCUGGAGGUGCGGGAGAAGCAGCUGCAGGAGCAGGUGCACCAGCUGGACACAGAGAACCAGGAGCUGAGGGCGACCGUCAGCCUGCAGGGGGAGCAGCUGCAGACGGAGAGGGAGAGGGGCCGCGCCGCGGCUGAGGACAACGCCCGCCUCACUCGCCUGGUGGCCGAGCUCCAGAAGCAGUGGGAGGUCACCCAGGCCACACAGAGCGCCGUGAAGGAGCUUCAGGAGUGCCUGCGGGCCCUGGAGCGGGGAGUGGCGGAGAAGGAGGAGGAUUCCCACUCGGCCCUGCGGCGGCUGGAGUCCGUGCUGCAGCCUCUGGCCCGGGAGCUCGAGGCCGCGUGGGGCUCGCCGGACAGGAAGAACCCGCGGUCGGCAGAGCAGGAGGCAGGUUCGGUGCCUGCUCCGGUGCCGGACUCACCGGGGCGGCGGAAGCCCCUCCCCGGGGACCCGGCGCCGGAGACCCCGGAGACCCAGGAGCUGGGGGAGAAGCUUCGGGCCCUGGAGAGAGAGCACGCCAAGGUCCAGGAGCUCAGCAGGCAGCAGAGCGCCCAGCUGGGGCAGCUGGCCGAGGAGCUGCGGCUGAAGGAGGAGGCCCGGGCCGGCCUGGAGCACCGGCUGGAGGAGCUGGCCGGGAAGGGGCAGGAGGCCACCCGGCUGCGGCGACAGCUGCACGAGGCCCUCGCCCACCUGAGCUCCCUGGAGGAGGAGCUGGCAGAGGUGAGGCAGGAGGAGCGGCAGCGGCGACAGGAGAAGGAGUUGCUGGAGCAGGAGGCCGGGGCUCUGGCGCGGCAGCUGCGGGUCCUGGAGGCCCAGCUGGCGCAGCUGAGCCAGCACGUGGGUGACCUGGAGGAGCAGAGGCGGCAGCUCGCCCGGGACAGAGACCACCUGAGCCAGAAGGUGGGGGCGCUGGAGCGGCUGGCCGAGCAGCCGGGGCCCCCGGGCGCCACCCCGCGGCAGGCCUCCGGGGGGCCGGAGGAGGGGCAGCGCAGCCCACAGGAGGGCCAGACAGGUGGCCCCGAGACGCCAGGGAGCGGACGGGAGGAGAGGCUCCAGCAGGCCGACGGGGAGCUGAAGAAGGAGCUGCAGAAAGCACUGGAGCGCAACCAGCUCCUCGAGGGCAAGCUGCAGGCCCUGCAGGCCGACUACCGGGCGCUGCAGCAGCGGGAGGCGGCCAUCCGGAGCUCCCUGGCCUCCCUGGAGGCUGAGCAGGCCAGCAUCCGGCGCAUGGGAGACCAGAUGGAGGCGAGCCUCCUGGCCGUGAGGAAGGCCAAGGAGACCAUGAGGGCCCACGCGGCGGAGAAGGAGGCCGCCCUGCGGAGCAAGGAGGCCGAGUGCCAGCAGCUGCAGGAGGCAGCGGGGCAGUGCCGGCAGCGGGCAGAGGCCCAGGAAAGGGAGCUCAAGGCUCUUGAGAGCCAGUGCCAGCGGCAGACCCAGCUGAUCGAGACCCUCCGUGCAGAGAAAGGCCAGCAGGGGCUCGGCCCCCCCGAAGGCACCGCCCCCCGGGAGCCGGGGGCCCAGCUGGCCCCGAGUCGGGCAGAGCCGGAGGCCCGGCAGGGGGAGGCGGGGGUGCCAGACCUUCAGGCCGAGCUCCAGGCAGCCCUGGGUGACCGGGAGAAGGCCCAGAGCCAGCUGAGUGUGGCCGAGGCCGCUCUGAGGGAGCACAGGGCCCUCGUGCAGCGGCUGCAGGAGCAGAACGAGGCCCUCAAGAAGGCCCGCGGUCGGGAGCCGCCGCAGGGCUCGGGGCACGAAGGGGCGCUGCGGGAGGACAGGGCCGAGGAGGAGCAGUCCCAGGCAGGACACGGCUCCCGGGAAGCCCCGCUGGGACAGGCCGAGCCGCGGGAGCAGCUGCCCGGGGCCAGCGCAGACACAGCCGAGCCCCACGGCCACCGCUGCACUCAGCGCGUGGAGAAACAGCAGGCGGAGGAGGCCCUGGCCCGCGCCGUCCAGGAGCUCCGUGACGCCAGAGAGGCGGCCUCACGGGAGCGGGAGGGCCUGGAGCACCGAGUGGCUGGGCUGCAGCGAGAGAAGGACAGCUUGCAGGAGAGGCUGAAGGUGGCCGAGGAGGCGGCCGGCUCCUUGCCCGGCCUGCAGGCCCAGCUGGCCCAGGCCGAGCAGCGGGCGCAGAGCCUCCAGGAGGCCGCACGCGAGGAGCUCAGCGCUCUCAAGUUCCAGCUGAGCACCGAGAUCAUGGACCACCAGAGCAGACUGAAGGCUGCCAGUGAAGACUGCGGGAGCCUCAGGGCCCAGCUUGAGGAGCGAGACCGGCAGCUGCAGGCCGCCGAGGAGGCUACGGAGAGUCUGAAGGCCACCCGGGCAGAGCUGGGAGAGAAGCUGAACUGCACCAGCAAGCGUCUCGCAGAGUGCCAGGCCGCCCUGCGGAAGAAGGACGAGGAGGGGGCUGUCCUGCGCGAGAGCUUGGACAGGACCCAGAAGGAACUCGAAAAGGCCACGACAAAAAUCCAGGAGUAUUACAACAGACUCUGCCAGGAGGUGACGAACCGGGAGAAGAAUGACCAGAAGAUGCUCGCGGACCUGGAUGACCUGAAUAGAACCAAGCAGUACCUGGAGGAGAGGCUGAUCGAGCUGCUCAGGGACAAGGAUGCUCUCUGGCAAAAGUCAGACGCCCUGGAGUUCCAGCAGAAGCUCAGCGCUGAGGAGAGGUGGCUCGGGGACGCGGAGGCCAGCCACUGUCACGACUGCAAGCGGGAGUUCAGCUGGAUGGUGCGGAGGCACCACUGCAGGAUCUGUGGCCGCAUCUUCUGUUACUACUGCUGCAACAACUACGUCCUGACCAAGCACGGCGGCAAGAAGGAGCGCUGCUGCAGGGCCUGCUUCCGCAAGUUCAGUGACGGCCCUGGCUCCCCCGACAGCGCCAGCUCGGGCACCAGCCAGGGAGAGCCCAGCCCUGCGCUGUCGCCCGCCCCAGGCCGAGCCGGGCCCCAGGCCGCCGGAGGCCAAGGUGUAGACGCAGACUGCAGGCCGCCGGACGAUGCCGCGUUUGACAUCAUCACCGAUGAGGAGCUGUGCCAGAUUCAGGAGUCGGGCUCCUCGCCUGAGACACCCACCGAAACUGACUCCCUCGACCCUAACAUGCCCGAACAGGACGCCGUGUCAAGCUCGCUAACCCCUGAGGACACCGAAGACAUGCCGUUGGGGCAGGAUGCUGAGGUCUGCUUGCUGAAGUCUGGAGAAUUGAUGAUAAAAUUACCGCUGACGGUGGAAGAGAUCGCCAACUUCGGGGAGAGCAACAGGGAGCUGUUCGUGAGGUCCAGUACCUACAGCGUCAUCCCCAUCACCGUGGCUGAGGCGGGCCUCACCAUCAGCUGGGUCUUCUCCUCCGACCCCAAGAGCAUCUCCUUCAGCGUGGUCUUCCAGGAGGCCGAGGACACACCGCUGGACCAGUGUAAGGUCCUCAUCCCCACCACCCGAUGCAGCUCCCACAAGGAGAACAUCCAAGGCCAGCUCAAGGUCCGCACACCAGGCAUCUACAUGCUCAUCUUCGACAACACCUUUUCCAGGUUUGUCUCCAAGAAAGUGUUUUAUCACUUGACGGUUGACAGGCCUGUGAUCUACGAUGGAAGCGAUUUCCCGUAGGCUCAAGCACCUGGUUUCACUUUAUCCACAGGAAACACUACUCUUGCUCACCUGUCACAUAAAGCACUAAAAAAAAAAAAAAAAAAAGGCAGCGGCUCCAAAGCUGACGGGCCACCCCUCAGAGCUGCUCUGUCUGGAGCACCUUGUACUCAGAACUUCGCACCGUCACUCUGAGCCUCCGUGGCUUUUAAGGGCUCAAGCACCGUUUCCCGUGAUUAGGGACCCGACUAUCCUCACGCCCAAAGGGACACUCACUCUGCCAAAGGUUUAAACCCUCAGGAGACCAUCGGCCUCUCCCGGAGCCACAGCUGGCUCCAGGCCGCCCCCGUGGAGAGUUGCACAGGCCAGAGGCCAUGAUCCCAACUUGUGCCCAGGGAGAGAAAGGCCCCACUCUGCCCAGCAGGGGCCAGGCGUCCUGGGCGACCAUGAGCCGGGAUGUCCUGGCCAGACCCUGUUGAGUCCUCAGGCCGUGAGGCCCUUGGUCCUCCCAGGAAAAGGAGGCCACGGGGCCAUCCUGAGAGUCAGGGCGCCUGGGGGGCCCCUCCGGCGACUCCCUCCAGCCUCUUCCCGUCAUGCCUCUGUCCCUUCCUGCCCCAGUAAAUUUGGGGCUGCUUCAAACUCAACAGUUUUGGAGGGGCCUCGAGCUCCACUUUCUUCCUGGCUCUUCUGUCUGCAAAGUCCUGUCCUCGCGCAAAGCCCUUCACUCAGGCAGGCCCCUCAGCCACCCCCCUGAGGACGCGCACUGCGGCGCUGUCUCUGCAUGGGCGGCUGAAGCCCCGAAGCCGGCUAACCCUGACAGCCUGACCGACAGGCAGCAUCGCGCCUUGGCCCUUAGGACGCACUGUUCAGCUGAUGGGCUCUUUGUAUAAAUAAGAGCUUCUGCCCCACCUUCAGACGUGUUUAGUAACGGUCAUAAUCUGGGUAAGAACCACUUUCAAAACUCGGGGCCUUCUUAACAAAAGUCUUUGGUAACCCAAGCGUAACAGGCAUCACUCACGAAUCUCCUUUGACUUCACUCCUCGGCCCCCACUUGCCACCCGCCUGCUCCCCAGCACCCCGUUUGCCCACUUCCCGUGGCUCAGCCUACACUUGACCCCCGGGAGCCAUCUCCCCUUGGGGCCGAGGAAUCCUGUGUCCUUUUCCUGGAAGGACAUAGCCUUCCCGCUGUCCGCGGCCCUCCUCUUCUCCCGCCCUACAGAGCUCACCUUCGAUGGCCUCUUUGUGCCUGGUUCGCAGAGGCCAGAGCCCGAAGUCGGAGCUCAGACACUUCCACAGGUGAGCGGGGCAUCUGGAGCGGCCCCCUUCGGACAGGUCAGGGACCCCAGGCCACGUCCAGCACAGACCCCUAAGCUACCAGCCAGCAGAGAGGACUCGUGGGGCAGGGGUGGGGGAAGUAACCUCCAUGAUAGACUUGGAGCUGUCGCUUAACUGGGGACGUGGCU
This is a messenger RNA of Neofelis nebulosa (Clouded leopard), 5973 nucleotides long. It is a transcript of the gene FYCO1, whose product is annotated as FYVE and coiled-coil domain autophagy adaptor 1. Gene Ontology annotation, cellular component: late endosome; lysosome; autophagosome. The record is from RefSeq and is a predicted model, not a curated record. The coding region runs from base 215 to 4531 and encodes 1438 amino acids. The transcript is spliced from 18 exons. Lineage: Eukaryota; Metazoa; Chordata; Mammalia; Carnivora; Felidae. Gene Ontology annotation, biological process: plus-end-directed vesicle transport along microtubule; positive regulation of autophagosome maturation. Gene Ontology annotation, molecular function: metal ion binding.